This is a messenger RNA of Seriola dumerili (greater amberjack), 2977 nucleotides long. RefSeq names its product death effector domain containing 2 (gene dedd2). Gene Ontology annotation, molecular function: DNA binding; protein binding. The transcript is spliced from 6 exons. Bases 304 to 1452 code for a protein of 382 amino acids. Lineage: Eukaryota; Metazoa; Chordata; Actinopteri; Carangiformes; Carangidae. The record is from RefSeq and is a predicted model, not a curated record. Gene Ontology annotation, biological process: regulation of apoptotic process; extrinsic apoptotic signaling pathway via death domain receptors; apoptotic process. Gene Ontology annotation, cellular component: nucleolus.
GCAAAGCGCCGUGGGAGUUUCCAGAUAACCCAACGCUAAUAACUAGAAAGAGAAACGUGACUGGUUACGUAACUUGCCAAGGGGGUAAUUUGCUCCACCGGUUGCUGCUGGGCGUAUAAGGAACUACUACGACUCUCCUCGGCUUCCAGUUGCUUUAGUAGAUAUUAUUUGAAAACGACGACAACAUAGCACAUUCACAGCUGACAUUUUGCAUUACAUGUUUCAAGUCAGCGUCGAGCAGACUGCGACAGUAGUCUUGAUACAGCUGGGAAGGUGGAGAGAGGCCAUAGGCAGACGCUGAUUAUGGCUGCCGUCCAUCACCAAGGGUACCCUCUCAGGGACUCGCUAUACUGGGAUGAAACGGAGUGUCUAAACUACUAUGGGAUGCUGUCUCUCCAUGAGGUCUUUGAAAUAGUUGGUUCUCAGCUGACAGAGACUGACAUUGAGGUGCUGUCAUUCCUUCUGAAUGAAACCUGUUCUGCACAACACCCUCUUGACCCAGAAGGCUGGACAGUUGAGCACCAUGAAGGUGAUCCAGAUGACUCAGAUGUGUCCCCGAGUCCCGAGUUGCUAAAGGCCUGGAGGCGUCUAAAGCCUCAGGCCUCCCAGCAUCCCUUAGUGGCCUCACAUGAGCCCAAGAGUGGCCUUGAGCUGUUGCUAGAGCUAGAAAGGCGAGGAUACCUCAGUGAUGGCAACCUGGAGCCACUCCUGCAACUACUAAGAGUCCUCACCCGUCAUGAUCUGCUGCCUUUAGUGUCCCACAAGAAAAGGAGGACAGUUUCUCCAGAGAGAACUGGAUGGAGGUAUGGAACCGAGAACAGGGAGUUGGUGUGCGUCUCUGGAAUGCGACACAGCUGUAGACAGACAGAAAUACCUUUUCCAUCUUUCACACAACAAUUGAGAACUGGUAUUUACCCUCCUAUGCCUGAGCCAACCGCUAGAAGGAGGAGGAAGAAGAGGGGAAAUGGCUGGAGCCGUAGGCCCAAGAAAACAGGCAGACAGGGCCAGCCACUGCAUCCACCACCACCACCACCACCGCAUAAAGUGUCCUGUGAUAUCCGCCUGCGUGUCCGGGCUGAAUACCUGGAGCAUGAGUCGGCACUCCGCGACGGUGUCUCCUCGGAUAAGCAGCAGCCGCUGGAGCGGCAGUUUGAGUUGUUCAGCCAAGCCAGCUUGCUGCUGCGUGCCAGAGACCUUGGUUCCAUCGUCUGCGACAUCAAGUUCACAGAACUGGACAACCUUGAGGCCUUCUGGGGUGACUACCUAAGCGGAGCUCUGCUGGAGGCCCUGAAGGGAGUUUUCAUCACAGACUCCCUGAGGAUGGCAGCGGGCACAGAGGGAGUCCGCCUGCUGAUCAGUGUGGACCAGGAUGACUAUGAGGAUGGCCGAAGGCUGCUGAGAGCCAGGAGAGCCAGUAAUGGUGGGCGCACAGAGACUCAGUGGGCUGUGUAGGCUGAUAAGACUUUCGUGUAUAUUAUAUUGACUAUGAAGAAUGGAAUUGUAAGGAAUUCUAUUGAAAGUUAAGGAUACUGGCAAAUUUUUGAAACAUUUUUAAGGCCUCUUUUUGUAAUUGCAAUCCAUGUAAUAACCACUAGAUGGCAGCACUUACCAUUGGUUGUUUUUGUUCAUAACAGGGCCUUCAUUUUCAAUAGUCAUUCAGUUUUUAGUUGAACCAUUGUCAUUAUUUGAAAAAGAAAUGUGAAUAAUAAUGGAUCAAUGUGCUUUUCCUUUGGAUUCAUGCGCAGGUGCUACUUUAUAGGACACCAGGAUGAAACAAGAUACGUCAAGAUUUUUCCUUUUUAGUCUCACUGAGAACAGGAGCAAGCAAGCCUGUGCCACAAGAUCAAGUGGUAAGCCCUUCCUAACAUAAUAAAUGUUAAUUAUAAACAAUUAUAAAUAAGACACCUGGGCUGCCACAAAUUACACAAAAUACUAUGUAGUGGUGACACACUGACAUGCUCGUAGUUAGGGUUUUGGACCAAACACAGGCUUAAUGAGCCACAAUAAUACCAAACUCUUGCGCAUUUUGUCAAUAUUUACACAUAGACAGUGGGCAUCCAAUUCCAACAUGGCUCUUGAAAUAUUUCAAAUACAAACUGACCAAUAUACUCAACAAAUCAUUCUUUAAAGACAUUUUUGACAUGAGGCAUAAUAUGAAUUUUCACUGGCACUGAUGCUAGCCUAAUCAAAACUAAUUUAAAGAACAAAGUUACCUCGCAGGAAAAGUUUCUGUUCUUUGAAAAAUGUGUGAGAAAAUUGAGCAAGUGGACUGCUCUCAGUAUAAACUGACCUUUGGUCUAACUUUGGAGAUCCUAGUCCACAUAUAUAUACACCUAGAUAACAAACACUAGGAUUCUCAGCCUUGUGUACCACGAUAACCCAACUUGUGAUUGCCGUGGUCAGUGGAUACAGCAGUUGCCAGUAGAUGACAGCAGUGAUUAGGGCUAGGCCUCAGCAGACCAUGGAGGAUUCAUCAUCACAAGCUUGUCAACAGCUACUCGGAUAAUGCAAUGGUGGCUUGUGUCCGGGCUUCCAGCGAGGCCCCAGCAAGUGCUUCUCUCAGCAAGUAAAGCACAGGACAGUGCGUCGGUCAAUAGAAGUGAUGUUGGGGAGAUCAAAAUCAAAAGUGCACAUCCCAGCUCCACUCAGCCCUGCUAUGUUGGCCCAGUAGAGUGGCUCAUGGACAGCUGUCUACUCACCCUGCUGGAACUAAUGCCUGGACUUCACUCAUAGAAGACGAUCAAUAAGGCCCCUCACUCUAAGUCCCUUCAUACAGGCACGACUUAAGCAGACAGAUUUGCUACUGUCUGAAGUGCAAGGCCCUGCCGGCUGGGCAGAGGGAGGGACAAUGGACAAUAUCCAUGUUUACUCUUGUGUUUUUGGUAAACAAAUUUAUUAACAUAUGUUUGUAUUGUUUAUAAGAGGAAAAAAAAAAAACAUUAUUCAGGAGAAUAUUUGUUAAGAAAAUUUGCUUUUG